AAAGAUUCCCGGGAGUGAUAUUUUUUUUAAAUUUAAAUCGGUGUUAAGUUAAAAAUUCGACAAAAAGAUAACGGAUACUAACGAAGGUCGAUCUGAAUUAGGCUUAAUAUUAACAUAAGAAGAGAAACGCUCCGAAAGGCUAGCGAAACAGUCGAACGCUCGUGCCCGUGGUAAAAUGGCAUCCGCGUCUCUGAAGGGCACCCGCAAGACGUACAGCUUCGAGGAGCGGAAGAUUCUGAUAUCGCUGAUAAACAAGCACGAGAUCAUCCAGGACAGGAAAUCGGAUCCGAUCUCCAUAUGCAAACGGAAGUCGGCGUGGUCGCGAAUCGCCGAGGAGUACAACUCGAUGGUAGGAUCCCGCGGUGCGCGUUCCGCCGUACAGCUCAGACGUUGCUGGGAGAAUAUGAAGGCAUGCAAGCGCAAUCGUGAGGAAAAGAAAUUCCGCGAAAAUAUGAAAGCGGUUUGUCAAACGACAAAGGACGAAAAAUGGACGAGAAAUCAAUGCUGGGAGGGUAUAACUUGUGGCCAGAAUAUGCCGGAAGCGCCUGCAAUGUCUACCGGAACCGUCGGUUUACCACCAAAUGUGGUAUUCGAGCCGAAGGAUUCGGAGCCGUUCACAUUGCAGAGUGUUUGCACUGCCGGAUCUCAAAAUCCGAAUUGCCUGAAAAAGGAUACAAAUAGUUGCGAAGACUCAAAUUCUGACGGUGCAUUCAAGCAAAUGACCGCCGAUAGGGAUAAGUGCAAUGUUAUUGCGCCGUCCCCCGAUUCGAUGAAUGACUAUUGUGAGAAGUUCGUAAGAAGGUACGCGGAGUCACCUACGAUCGAUCGGCCGGCGGAUAACGGCGUUGAGAAAAUCGCGCGUCGAGAAAGACACGUAAAUCAGGGUUCAAGUUCCUUACACACCAUGAUCUCGCCUCGCGUUGUGCAGGAGCAUAAUCGCAAGAGGAAAUCCGCGCUAAGAGAAGACGAGCUGCACGUGCUCGCGCUUUCGGAGGCGCAGAUGAAGGUCGACAUCGCUGCCAUGUUGAAGGAAGAGGCGAGGAUCAAGUUGGAGGAGGCUCAUUAUCGCAAGGAGGAGGCUAGGCUCCGAAUGCUGCUCUUCACUUACAAACUUGACAGGAUUAAAGACGAGUGAGGGAAGGCGGAUCAUUUUGUUGGAAACGCGUUGUCGUAAGUCCAUUAUUUUUCUUUAUUUUUGUUGCCAGUUAAUAUCGAAUCUGGUGCUCGUAAGCAAGAUGGGUCGGUUAUGUAAGAAAUGUAAAAUGCAGUGUUGUGUCUCUAUAUAAUAUCAAUUUACUUCUCAUAAAUGCAAAAUUAAAGUAUCAUAAUAAAUACGAACCUUCUGAUGAUUUUUAAGUAUACUUGCUAGUAAUUAAUAAUUAUUGCGUUACGCGAUAUUAUUUCGCUUGUGACGAACGUUACGAAAAUUGUGACUUUUGACGAACGCAGACGCGACGGAGAGUCGACGAAGUUAUGAGAAUAAUAAAUGAAAGAGAAGCUUUUCGA
Messenger RNA from Wasmannia auropunctata (little fire ant), 1506 nucleotides. RefSeq names its product myb/SANT-like DNA-binding domain-containing protein 3. Bases 176 to 1135 code for a protein of 319 amino acids. The transcript has 3 exons. The record is from RefSeq and is a predicted model, not a curated record. Lineage: Eukaryota; Metazoa; Arthropoda; Insecta; Hymenoptera; Formicidae.